AUGAGCUGCCAACGCAACGCCGGCAAGAUCACGGUGCCGGACGACCUGCGCGACGUCCUGCUGGAGUUUACGAUCAGCUAUCUGCUGGAGCAGCCCGGCGACAUCAUCGACUACGCCGUGGACUUCUUCACGCGGCUACGUGACGCACGGCGUACGCAGCUGAUCCCCACGGAUGGUCAGAUCAGCCCGACCACGCCGGACGAGUAUGAUGAGGAGCCACCAGUCGGCCGGUUCGCUUCCAGGAGGAAGAGCGUUUUCGCGGAGACUUAUAAUCCCGAGGAAGAUGAGGAGGAUGACGGCUUCAAGAUGGUCCAUCCAAAGAGCGACGAGCAGCGACAAAGGCUUAGCGAGAGCGUCAAGAACAUACUUCUGUUUCGCGAUCUAGACAAGCAACAAAUGGCGGACGUAUUGGACGCAAUGUUCGAAAAACUCGUUCAACCGGAAGAAUUUAUUAUCCGACAGGGCGACGAUGGUGACAACUUUUAUGUGAUCGAGAGAGGCAAAUUCGAUGUAUACGUCAAAGAUCCCGCUACACUGGUGGAAAAUCACAUUCACACAUACGAUAAUCGCGGUGCUUUUGGAGAAUUGGCUCUUAUGUAUAACAUGCCCAGAGCAGCUACCGUUAAAGCUAUCACGUCUGGCACACUCUGGGCGAUGGAUAGGCAAACUUUCCGACGUAUUCUCCUCAAGUCCGCGUACAAGAAGCGCAAAAUGUACGAGGACCUCAUUAACAAAGUGCCGAUGUUGAAGUCUCUGGAGCCUUAUGAGCGGAUGAAUUUAGCGGACGCUCUUGUACCGAAGCACUAUUCCGAUGGCGAGCAAAUAAUCAGACAGGGCGAUACCGCGGACGGAAUGUACUUUGUCGAGGACGGCGUCGUCAGGAUCACUAGACUCGGCGAGCACGGCCGUGAAAUUGAGAUUAAUCGUGUUCCGGCUGGCGGUUAUUUAGGCGAGCUGGCACUCGUGACGCAUAAACCACGCGCCGCUUCGGCCUAUGCUGUUGGGGACAUCAAACUGGCAUUUUUGGACGUUGAAGCUUUUGAGCGUCUGCUCGGCCCGUGUAUGGAACUUAUGAAACGUAAUAUCGACGAUUACGAAGAACAACUAGUCAAAAUAUUUGGCAGCAAAACCAACAUCUCCGAUAUUCGAUGAACUGUCUCCGGGCAGAGUCACGUCACCAUGCUGCUGUAUCAAAGGACGCGACACUUUCGUACAGCAUAUAAUAUGUAACGAGCACAAAAAAAAA
This is a messenger RNA of Pogonomyrmex barbatus (red harvester ant), 1246 nucleotides long. RefSeq names its product cAMP-dependent protein kinase type II regulatory subunit (gene Pka-R2). The record is from RefSeq and is a predicted model, not a curated record. Gene Ontology annotation, molecular function: cAMP-dependent protein kinase inhibitor activity; cAMP binding; protein kinase A catalytic subunit binding. Gene Ontology annotation, cellular component: cAMP-dependent protein kinase complex; cytosol. Gene Ontology annotation, biological process: negative regulation of cAMP-dependent protein kinase activity. Lineage: Eukaryota; Metazoa; Arthropoda; Insecta; Hymenoptera; Formicidae.